This is a messenger RNA of Ilex paraguariensis (yerba mate), 2676 nucleotides long. The record is from the annotation of a GenBank genome assembly. Lineage: Eukaryota; Viridiplantae; Streptophyta; Magnoliopsida; Aquifoliales; Aquifoliaceae.
AUGGGUAGUUCGGAUACGGGAACUGGCGUUGCUGAUAGCAGUGUUGGGAGUAUCGUUUGGGUUCGGAGACGGAACGGGUCGUGGUGGCCUGGUAAAAUACUCGGCCCAGAUGAGCUCUCGGCUUCUCAUCUCAUGUCUCCCCGAUCCGGAACACCGGUUAAGCUUCUUGGGAGGGAAGACGCCAGUGUUGGUAUGAAGAUAGGGAGUGGAGGACAUUGUUGGUCACUAAAUUCAGAGAAAGUAGGUUUGUUGGAGGAGGCCAUUUACAUGGUUAGGAACUCAUCGGAAUGCCUUGUGGAAAAGCGAGUGGCCAAUACACUUGGAAAAAAUAAAUUGGCUAAGCAUGAUGAAAUUUUUGUUUACGAAAAUCUCAAUGGAAAUUACCUUCUGAAAAAAAUCUCAAUGGAGAUCUCUGUUGUACUGCUUGCUUCUCAAUUGUGCUGGGACUGGUACAAUUUGGAAAAGUCCAAGCGUGUGAAGGCAUUUCGAUGUGGUGAGUUUGAUGAGUGCAUUGAAAGGGCUGAAGCUUCCCUUGGCAUUCCUCCGAAGAAAAGAGAGAAAUAUGCACGUCGGGAAGAUGCCAUACUUCAUGCUCUUGAACUUGAGAAGCAGCUGUUGGAGAAGAAAUAUGGGAAAGUAGGUCAUAGCUCUAAGGCAAGGAACAGUAAAUCAUCAGAUGGUGCAAAGAAAGAGUUGUCAACAUCUUCAGAGUGCUUGGGAAAUUCCACUGGGAGACAAUUGAACCCUAAAUCUCAUCAACGUUCUAAGGGUCAGGACUUAUCUGUUGAGAACAGUGGCAAAAGCGGCCAUCAACUGAAUGGGGAUGACGAUAACUCUGGUGCACUACCUCGGAUGAGAGGCUUGCAGGACUUUGGUCUCAGGACUGCCUCUUCAAAGCGUAAGCUUUCUUCUUCAGUUGCUUCUAAUGGUUCUCAGAAGCCUGCGUUUGACGAGAGUCUUCAUGCUCUUUCUAGCAGUGGUCGUAGCACAGAAAGUUCAGUUCAUGCGAACAGUGAAAAUUUGGUAGACAAAAGGAACAGGUUAUAUGAGGAGUUGGCUGACGAAUCUCUUGUCAAGAGGCGUGACAAGCGCCGUCCUCUUGUUCAAGUAAUGCAGAGUAGUGCAAAGCUAUCAGUUCUUCACCCAGAGGCUGAUGGCUGUACUGUUUCUAUUCCUGUGUCAGAAGAGGAAGAGCCAGGAGCUGCCUGCCUUGCCAACUCCAGUGAUUGUUUAGAAGACAAAGAAAUUAAUCCCAACGAGAUGGGUAUGUCACCUUCCAAGGUUGAAGAAACUAAUUGUGCUAAUCUUGCUGCUUCAAAUGAAGAGAAGACAUCAGGAUCUACAGAGGAUACGGAGACUGAUUCUUCUGAUACUGAUUCUGAAGAAUCAGAUAGGGACGAGGACUUGAAUGCGUUUUCAGAUGAUGCUGCUUUUAUAGAACUACAACCGAAAUAUGUGGGAAGAUCCGGAGCGCAAGGGGAACAUGGGAGCAUGAGCAGUGUAGAACUUGAUAAAUUGGCACUUACCAAAGAGACGUCUCAUCAUUGUCCUACAGACCCUGUUUCAGCUAGUGUCGGGGUGUCCAAAUGGCAACUGAAAGGGAAAAGGAAUAGUCGCAGUCUUUCAAAAAGAUCUCUGGAUGUAACUGAUAGGGAAGUUUCCAGAGGAUCCAUUCAUGGAAACGAUGUCAAAGAAAAGGAAAGCAAUGGUUCUGACGAGGGUAAUGUGAUUGGUGGGAAUUUCAGGACCCAAAUGGCUGGAUAUAACUCUAGAGGAUUAGAUGGUACAACCCACAGUAUCAUCAGUUGGGAGGACUUGGCUUGGAAUGAUCAGCCUUCUAUGAAAAGAUACUGGGAGGACUCAGGUGAGUACUAUGAUCCUGUAUAUGUUGGUGGUUGUAAUUUUGAUGGCAGGAUAAAGAGCAUGUUGCUAGAUGUGGACUUGAAAGUCCAAUCGAGCUAUCAAAGAGAGCAUGUCCCUAUGAUUUCACUGAUGAGCAAGUUAAAUGGGAAGGCAAUAGUAGGGCACCCAAUCCAAAUUGAGGCGCUAGAAAAUGGUUCAUCUGAAUCUCUUCUUGCUGCUGCCGAUGAUUUUUCCUCUGAAACAAUAGAUGGUGAUACAGCACUCCCACCAGUGUGGAGGACUGCCCGGAGGACAGCAAAUUUUCGGGUCCCGCGCCCACAUCUAUCAUCGACAUUGGAGAGUGAUGAAACUGCCAGGAAUUUGCAAUAUGUAGAUCAAGAUAGGAAAGUGUCAUUCAGAAAACUAAAUUUGGGAAGUUUCAGUCACAAAGCAAGCAUUAUGAGGAAGGGCCUUUCCCGACCCCCAACAGAGAGAAAGUUUCCGAGAAAGCCACCAAAGAAGAUGAGCUUAUCUUGUAGCCAAAAGACGAGAACACUUUCUUCGAUAGCCACACAACAGAAAUUUGGUAAUGAUCUAAGACAUGGUGGCAACAGUUAUCACGUUGAUGGACUGAUCAAAAAGGAGUCUGUGCCCACUGCAAUAGCUUGUAUCCCUGUUAAGCUAGUAUUCAGUAGGUUAAGUGAGGAGCUGGUUGGCCGACAUCAAUAAGAAUUAGUCUUUUGGGGGGGGUGAAAGUGAACAGACAUACAGAAAGUAAUGCAUUAUAUCGACAUGUAAAUUGUAUGAGAUCAAUAAUCUUAUACCAAACGUGCA